AUGUCUAACAUUCUACACAAAUUCGCUGACAAGUUAACCGGUGAUGAUAACAAUGACCAAAGAGUCGAUGAACAAGGAAACAGAUUAAACUCUCAACAACAAUCUCACGGUCGUCAAACCGACAUGGGAUACUCAAACAAACCAUCUCAACAAUCUGGAAUGGGUUCAAUGGGUAGAGGUUCUCAGCAAGAAUCUACAGGUAGAUUCGAUGAUGAUGAACUAAGUGGUGGACGUCAAACCAGAUCCAAGAAUAAGAUGAGCUCUCAAGCUAAAGACCACUACGAUGAAUAUGAUGACGACUUCAACCAGGGUUCGAACACUAGUGGUGGACGUCAAAAGUACUCUUCCGAGCAAAUGGGAUUUGAAACGAGCCAGGGCUCUCGUCAACAACAAGGUGGACUAGGUAGCCAAGGUCUCUCUGGUCAGAAAGCUGGAAAUGCCCAUAUUCCUGGCACACCUUCUGGUGCAAGAACUGAAGACUACACUUCCAGAACUAAUCCCGGUUCUGGGGCAACCGGUGGUCAAAGAAACAACCAGUUCUCUAAUGAUAACUGGUAA
Kluyveromyces lactis is the source of this 558-nucleotide messenger RNA. RefSeq lists its product as uncharacterized. The record is from RefSeq and is a predicted model, not a curated record. The transcript has a single exon. Lineage: Eukaryota; Fungi; Ascomycota; Saccharomycetes; Saccharomycetales; Saccharomycetaceae. Bases 1 to 558 code for a protein of 185 amino acids.